AUGGCAGUGAUGCAGCUCUGGGCAGCGGUUUUCAUCACUUAUGGAGUCGCUACAGGAAUCGCACAGGUGUGUAUGAGUAAAGAGAUGAACGCAUCUGCUACUUUUCCACUGGACAUGGCUCCACAAUCUGUUGAUGACAUGUACAAAGGCUGUAAUGACAGUAUGAAUGCAACGGCAAAUAUGUACCUGCUGAAUGAGACAAACAUGGACAAAGACUUUAGCCAGGCCUGGAAUAAAUCUGAAAAAGCCUACUGGAAUAAAUAUGAAAAGAUAAAGUCACUGGAAAAAGAUCUGUUCAAGGCGAUUCAUGUUUACACUCUCGGUGAUCCAAAAAUCUAUCUUGACCUGAACAAAGCAGUUCGAACCCAGAAAUCCCAAUAUGGGACCACAUUCAGGUACCAUGCACUUCACUUCUUCCUGACCAGAGCCAUCCAAACUCUGAAUGCUGAGAAGCCUGAAGAAGAAAGAUGUCUGACCAGCUAUCGUAGGACCAGUGUUAGCUUCAGCCAGGAUGUUCUCAACAAGAAGUUUCGCUUUGGCUCGUUCACGUCCAGCUCACAGGGGGAUUAUCCCUCAGGGAACUUUGGUAAAGUGUCGUGCUUUAAGAUUGUCACAUGCUUUGGAGCAGACAUCCAGCGGUAUUCUGCCUUGGGAAAGCACGAAAGAGAAGUUCUCAUUCCUCCUUAUGAGAUAUUUAAAGUCACAAAAAUAAUUACGGGAACCGAAAGGAACAACAAAAAAAACGACUGGUGCAGCGUGGUCUAUAAGCUGCAGAGCACCCAGACACCCAGGGCUGAUUUAAACUGUUAGCUAAGGUCCCAGAGGAUAAAAGCCUUCUUUAGAAUGGUCCCACCUCACCGGCCUGUAGGCAGCUUGGUGAAGAUGCUGGCAGGUGUAAUAAUGCUGCUCAUCAUCUCUCUAGUCCUUGUAAAGCAAAGGCAGAAUAGUUUUAGCUGUGGUGCUGGGUUCUCUGAUGCCAAUGAUCACUAUGGGGAUUUGGACAAGAAGGUAGAGCAUCGCAUAGGACAUUAUUUAACAUGGGACAAAUGUUAACACAAAUCCAAAAAACUCACUGGCAUUAAAAUGAGAAACUUUAUCAGCCUCAGGUGUUUUAAUGUGACUAU
Messenger RNA from Betta splendens (Siamese fighting fish), 1124 nucleotides. Its product is annotated as ecto-ADP-ribosyltransferase 5-like. NCBI's taxonomy places the organism in Eukaryota, Metazoa, Chordata, Actinopteri, Anabantiformes, Osphronemidae. The record is from RefSeq and is a predicted model, not a curated record. Gene Ontology annotation, molecular function: NAD+-protein-arginine ADP-ribosyltransferase activity; NAD+ poly-ADP-ribosyltransferase activity. Bases 1 to 810 code for a protein of 269 amino acids. The transcript has 3 exons.